This is a messenger RNA of Cucumis melo (muskmelon), 417 nucleotides long. Its product is annotated as callose synthase 7-like. The coding region runs from base 1 to 417 and encodes 138 amino acids. Lineage: Eukaryota; Viridiplantae; Streptophyta; Magnoliopsida; Cucurbitales; Cucurbitaceae. The transcript has 4 exons. Gene Ontology annotation, molecular function: 1,3-beta-D-glucan synthase activity. Gene Ontology annotation, cellular component: plasma membrane. The record is from RefSeq and is a predicted model, not a curated record.
AUGUCUAUAAAUCUUGAUGGUUUAUCAGUACGAGAUAUGAUGUAUUACCGUGAAGCGCUUCAGCUUCAAUUCUUUCUGGAAUCUGGUAGUUAUCGAAACAUGGACUUAAAUGAAAAGGAGAAGAAAGCAUUCUUUGAUCGUGCUCAAGCUCUAGUUGAUCUGAAAUUCACUUAUGUUGUCUCAUGCCAAGUCUAUGGUGCUCAGAAGAAGUAUCCAUAUCUACGUGUUGCUUACAUAGAUGAAAGAGAGGAGACAGUAAAUGGGAGGGCCCCAGAAGUUCUUUUACUCAGUUCUCGUGGAGGGAGGAAAUCUAUUGAAUCAAGCUUCCAGGUCCUGCAACAGCAAUUGGGGAAGGAAAACCCGAGAAUCAAAAUCAUGCCAUUAUUUUCACUCGUGGACAAGCUCUGCAGACCAUAG